AUGAAGACGGAGUCUAGCCGUCGCCGCUUACGUUCGUGUGAUUGUUCUUCAUCCUCUGAUGAGGACGGUUUUGAUGAGCUUGGGAAUUUUCAGAAGAUCCAGAAGACCUUGUCUGACCGUAGGCAUCGAAAAUUGGCCAUCGACAGAGAGACAACUUCGCGGAGGCCGGUGUGGUUCUGGAGUGAAUUUAACAACUGGUGGAGGCAGGAGCUUGAUCGCCUUGGUAAACGUCCUGGAAAGCCAAGCAUCGUGCAAUGGUAUGAACUGAACGCAACGCGCGUUUGGCCUCAAGACACACCAAGCUUCACGGAGACACGGCUACAUGCAAAAUGCCUCCGGUCUACGGAGGCCGUCCGUGACUACUUUCGCCGGUAUCGGGCUGCGCGCAAGGAACAACAAAACGAGCACGCUGCCGAUGGACAUAGCCAUGGAGGCGCCGCUACUAGCGGUGGCGGCGCCAGCGGCGACACGUCCCACAUCGGCGCUUCCCAUCCAGACCGUCACCACUGCAGCGCUCGCAUCAACAACACCGCAUCUGAGGAAGACGCGCCGAUGGACCCUGCUGCCCUCAUCGCGCAGCACAACAUGCUGAUCGCCAAAGCGCAAGGCCAGCAACAGAUCCAAGCUCGAAUUCAAAUGCAAUCGGUGAUGUAUGCCAGCACCUGGAACCACCCGCUGCUGCCAUUGCCGCAGUGCAGCAGCCGCGUCGGCGGCGAGGGUCGGAGUCUAGCGGGAGGGGCGGCAGCGCAGGCCAUUGCCGGCGGCGUUAUGUGGAAUCAGCAAGCUGGAGGGAAGGAGAAGCGCUGGAGCGAUGAAUCGUCGGCCACAGACCGCGGCACCAGCAGCAUGUGCAGCAAGCAGCAUGUGCGGCAGGUGGAGGGGGAGGACAAGGUUGUGGCGGAAGAGCAGGGUCUGGAGCAUAUUGCAGGUUCAGGGGACGACGGCUCCGAAAUCGAUGAGGAUCAGGAGGACCUGGAAGGGGGCUGUUGGAGGCAGCAGCCGCAGCAGACCGGGAUGCCAUUUUGGCGACAACGGCCCAACACCUUUCUGCCGCAUCACAGGGGCGCGGAGCAACAGCCGCACGAUGGUUGGGCUGAACGGUUACCCAAACUCGAGCAGCAACAAGCCAUGGCGUGCGCGCCGGCCUCUCAGCAGCGAUCCCAAUGGCGGCCUCCCUCCUGCGACUCGAUGCCCACAAAUACGAUGCCGUAUGGGUCGGACGCAAAGCCCCAUGGCGCUGCCUGUCACAGCAGCGGUGCUUCGUUCACGGUUCGGUCCGGGUACCUCGCAUGGAACAGUACCGCUCUUGCACAGCAGGAGCAGCAGCAGCUCUUGCUCCGGGAUCGACAUCAGGGCCGGCACCGGCUGCUGCGUGUCCGGGCUACGAAGUGCGCUGACUUGGUUUCACCGAACUCGCUACUGAUUCCCGCACCGCCGCUUCCUGUUGUACCAAUGCGCGCGGGCGAAUGGCUGAUGCCUCCGGGAGGCGCGGCGACGGCAAGUCGGCACAAGCCAGAUGGGUCGCUUGUCGAGGCCGUCAAGCAGGUGGAGCAGAACCAAGAGCAGCAGCAGCAGGAGCAACAGCACAUGCGUGAAUGGUACGCUGCCAACGGACGUGGCAUCGGUGGCAUGAUGUGCAUCGAUGAAGGCGAUGAGAUGGAGAUGGUGGAGGAUGACUCGGACAACGAUGACGAGGGCGUCCCGGAAGUCUUUUGGGACUAG
Messenger RNA from Volvox carteri f. nagariensis, 1722 nucleotides. RefSeq lists its product as uncharacterized. The transcript has 5 exons. Lineage: Eukaryota; Viridiplantae; Chlorophyta; Chlorophyceae; Chlamydomonadales; Volvocaceae. Bases 1 to 1722 code for a protein of 573 amino acids. The record is from RefSeq and is a predicted model, not a curated record.